CAUCCCACACGUGCAAACACAACAGCCAUUUAUAUUCCACAGAUGAACAGCUUCCAAAGAUGGCAGCUGUAGCGUUGCGAAGUAGGUUAUAGUUUGGAGGAAGCCAAAUACCAGUUUUAAGGUUAUGUUGCUAAGGUUAUUAAAUACGUAAUAAAUUGUUAUAGAAUGUCUGGGCCUACUGAUUAUGGACCGGAUUCUGGAGGACGAGUUAAGGGUGUGUGUAUUGUGAAACCAAUAGUGUAUGGAAACAUAGCAAGAUACUUUGGAAAGAAACGAGAAGAAGAUGGCCAUACACAUCAGUGGACUGUUUAUGUAAAACCAUAUCAUAAUGAAGACAUGUCAACUUAUGUGAAAAAAGUCCAUUUCAAGUUGCAUGAAAGUUAUGCAGAGCCAAAUCGAAUAGUGGUGAAGCCUCCAUAUGAAGUUACAGAGACAGGCUGGGGAGAAUUUGAGAUUGUCAUUAAAAUAUAUUUCCAUGAUCCGAAUGAACGCCCAACAGUGACACUGUACCACAUCCUCAAGCUUUUUCAGUCUGGGCCAGACGUAAUGCAAGGAAAAAAGACACUUGUUUCUGAAUUUUAUGAGGAAAUUGUGUUUCAAGACCCUACAGUCCUGAUGCAACACUUAUUGACGACCACUCGACAGCUAUCACACGGAACAUGGAAACAUGAAACUGACUUUGAAGACAAGAAGCAGAAGGCAUUGCAGAGCAUACUGAAUGCCAAAAAUAAGAUUCGUUAUGAGAUCAGCGACCUAAAGGAGAGAGUAAAAUUGGCAAAAGAGACGAUUGUGAAAUUCAAAGCCGAAAUCACAAAACUCCAAACAAAUAACCCAGCGAGUGGAAGUGUGUCAUAAUUUUGUGUGCGAGAUGAAAGAACAAAUUGUUGCUAUCAGAUCUGUUUGAAAAUUGCAGACUUGAUCAUUUUUUCUUCCCUUAAUAACUAUUUAGUUUGUGAAUUUUGUGUAAUUUCUUCAGAAUGGAGGACAAAAUAAUGGUUAAUAAAUCCUUUGUAAAUAAUA
Molecule: messenger RNA, 1020 nt
Organism: Zootermopsis nevadensis
Lineage: Eukaryota; Metazoa; Arthropoda; Insecta; Blattodea; Termopsidae
Gene: Gas41
Product: YEATS domain-containing protein 4 Gas41
Biological process (GO): regulation of DNA-templated transcription
Source: RefSeq, a predicted model, not a curated record